AUGGACGAACAAAAAAGAUUAAGAAAUCAAAUUUUACCAUUAAUCGAGAAAAAAUAUAAUAGUUGGAUGAAAGACUCCUUGUCUGGAUAUGUUAAUGUUAAUCAAACUGAUGUUGAUGAAGCUCAAAAAAUGUGGAGUGAUUUUUUAAUUCAAAAAAAUAUUAAAAGUAUUGAAGAUAAUGCAAUGAUCUCAGCAUGGCUUUCAGAAAAAUUGUAA
Molecule: messenger RNA, 216 nt
Organism: Cetraspora pellucida
Lineage: Eukaryota; Fungi; Glomeromycota; Glomeromycetes; Diversisporales; Gigasporaceae
Source: the annotation of a GenBank genome assembly